AUGGCCUCUCCCAUCCCAGCAGCGGACCUUCCGCUCUUCAUUCUCCGCAUAGUCUCUCCAGGCCUCGUCCUGCUCUCCACCCUCACCCUCAUCCUCGCCCGUCCUGCCCCCGCGGUGCAGUCGGCCUCCCCCAUCACCUCCGUCGUCGUCGCUACUCGUACGCCCCGUCAUGCCCUCAUCUAUGCCUUCCUUUCUCUCGCUGGUCUCACUUACCUCCUCGACGGACUCACUUUUGUCAUCACCGCCGUCCUCCGCAAGGAAUGGCCGACCUUCACCGGAAUUGACAUUCAUGCCGUCGUCGGUCUCGUCGCCUUCCUCGGCUUGGCUGCGCUCGGUGCUUUCAAGGAGGUCCAGGGCCUGAACGUCUGGUCCAUGAAGAGGCUCAAGCUCAGCAUCUUCGCCGCCCUGGCGUUGGAUAUCGCGCAGGUCGUCCUCCUCGCCCUCGCCAUUACUCAGCCCAUUGCAACGACUGCUCUUCUCCACAUCGCCUUCCCUUCAUUCCGUGUAUUACUGCUCGUCCCUCUUUUCGUUGCUCUCAUCUUCCCCCGUGUUUCCUACGUCCCCGUCCAGCAAGCGGCGGACGAAGAGGCCCCCACGGACACCAGCCUGCUCUUGCCCACUCAGGACGCGGCCACGACGUCCUCCGGGCUCUCGCCGCUCUCCGCCGAGGUCAGCAAGUAUGGCACCUUCCAGAGCACCCGUUCCCUCGGCCAAACCUCCGCUCUCACCACGCGUACGAACACCCCUGCCCCUUCGACCGUUCGUCUGCCGCCGCCCAAGGCGCGGGGGCCUAAGGAGGACAUCGCGCUCGACCCGUCCUGGGGAGAGAUCCUCGUGCGGAUCAAGCACCUCAUCCCUUAUCUGUGGCCAUCGAAGAGCUUCGCGCUCCAGCUGCUCGCAUUCUUGUGCUUCCUGAUUAUGAUAGUGGGACGCGUCGUCAAUGUCUUCGUUCCAUGGAUUUUUGCUCAACUCGUGCGCAUCUUCGAGGACGGCUCCAAGGUGUCCCUCUGGCCGUACUUGUGGGCCUAUGUUGGCCUGCGAUUCCUCCAGUCCACCGGUGGCCUCGCGGCACUGCGCGACUCGCUAUGGAUCCCAGUAAUGCAGUACUCAGACAGGGAGAUGUCUCAACUGUCGUUCGACCAUCUCCUCCAGCUCUCAUUCGCCUUCCACACCCAUCGCAAGACUGGCGAGGUGCUGCGCAUUCUCGACCGCGGCGCCGCCAUCAACCACACGUUCGAGACUCUUGUGUUCAACGUCUUGCCCACGUUCGCGGACAUUGCUAUCGCUCUGGUCUUCUUCGUUGUCUACUUCGAAUGGACGCUCGCUGUCGUGAUCUUCUUCGUGAUGACCGCUUACGUCUCCGCCAGCGUCAUCCUCACCAGGUGGCGCACUCAGCUGAGGAGGCAAAUGAACGAUCGCGAUGUCAUGAUUCGUGGCAUUCACACCGACUGUCUGCUCAACUACGAAACUGUCAAGUACUUCAACGGGGAGCAGCAUGAGGGUGAGCGUUACGCAGAAGCCAUCCGUCAGUACCAGAGUUUCGAGUACAGGGUCAUGAUGUCCCUCAACCUUUUGAACCUGGUGCAGAACCUGAUCAUUACUGUUGGUCUACUUGUCGGAGCAAUGAUUGUUGCCAUGCGUGUCGUUCGCGGCCAGUCGGAGACGCACGAGUUUGUGCUCUUCAUCACGUACCUGGCCCAGCUUUACGCGCCUCUGAACAUGCUCGGCUACUUGUACCGCACGAUCAACCAGUCGCUUGUCGACACUGAACGUCUGCUCAAACUCCUCAGCGAACCCACCGAGAUCAACGACAAGCCGAACGCGCCCGACCUGAUUGUACAGACGGGCGAGAUUGAGUUCGAUAACGUCAGCUUCUCCUACGACGGCCGCACCACGGCCCUCGGCGGCGUCUCGUUCAAGGUUCCCAAGGGUAGCUCGGUCGCGCUCGUAGGCGAGUCCGGGUCUGGCAAGUCGACGAUUCUCCGCCUCCUCUACCGUUUCUACGACUUGAAGCACGGUGAAGGCCGCAUCUUGAUCGACGGUCAGGACAUCCGUGACAUCACCCAGGGCAGUCUCCGCAAGGCCAUCGGUGUCGUACCCCAGGACCCUGUGCUGUUCAACGCGAGCAUCAAGUACAACAUCGCGUAUGGCAAGUUCGGAGCGAACGAAGACGAGAUCGUUGCCGCGGCUAAGGCGGCCCAGAUUCAUGAUCGGGUCGAGAGCUUCCAUGACGGCUAUGAGACUAAAGUUGGCGAACGUGGCAUCCGGCUCAGCGGUGGCGAGAAGCAGCGGGUUGCUAUCGCCCGGACCCUGCUCAAGGAUCCCCCCAUCCUGCUCCUCGACGAGGCUACUAGUGCUCUGGACACGUCGACGGAGAAGGAUAUCCAGAAGGCGCUCCAGAACCUCGUCCAAGGCCGUUCCUCGCUUUCCAUCGCCCACCGGCUUUCGACCAUUGCAUCAGCUGAUCUAAUCCUGGUCCUCAAGGAUGGGCGUAUCGUUGAACAGGGCACCCAUGCCGAGCUCCUUGCGCGCGGUGGCAUGUUCGCGGAGAUGUGGGCGGAUCAGAUUUCGAGCAACGACGAUACGUCUGCGCACCGCAAGUCGGCCAUCGUCACCGGAUUCGAAGUCGAGGCGCCCACGCAGGACACGGCUACGAUGUCCGAGGAUCAACCCCCGCAACUCGGCACCGAGGAGGUCGCGCACGACAAGCUGGACAACGACGUGGUGGUGGUCGAGUCUGAGGAGGCUGUAGCAUUCCCCACCGCGGCCGACAACGCGGAGGAGGUGCCGUUGAGUGCCGCCCCUGAGCCGUCGGCCGCCCCGGUUGCGUUCCCCAGCUCCGACGACGCGGCUCCAGUUGCGUUCCCCUCUUCUGCCGACGAGCCCGCAGCGCCCAUCGCCUUCCCGUCUUCGUCCGGCGCCGCUCCCCUCGCCUUCCCGACCUCGCCGGAGUCCGUCCGCGGUUCGAUUGGCGAGCGGGCGCAGACCCCCGGCGUCACCUUCCAGGCGGCCGCGACCCCUGAGCGCACCGGGACCCCUGAUCCCGAGGCGGACGGCAAGCGGCGGCGGACGCUCUCGACCCAGGGCAUCCAACGCCUUGCCCGCCGUAUCUCGGUCACGACCCGCAAGGGCUCCGCGUCGGUCAUCCCGAACCUGCAGCAAGUGGGGUCGAUGAUCCCCGGCCUGAAGCGCGCGGACACGGCUCGGGCGAGCACGGACGAGCAAGGGUCGACGAAGGACGCGGUGGUCGCGACGCCGCCGUUGUCGGACAGCCCGAGCCCGAGCCUGCUGAGCGACAGUGUGUCGAAGAGGGCGUCCAAGAUCAGGAAGGACAAGAAGGACAAGAGGAAGAGCACGCAGUGA
Molecule: messenger RNA, 3363 nt
Organism: Epithele typhae
Lineage: Eukaryota; Fungi; Basidiomycota; Agaricomycetes; Polyporales; Epitheliaceae
Exons: 15
Coding region: 1-3363 (1120 amino acids)
Biological process (GO): transmembrane transport
Cellular component (GO): membrane
Molecular function (GO): ABC-type transporter activity; ATP hydrolysis activity; ATP binding
Source: RefSeq, a predicted model, not a curated record